AGAAACGUCAAACCUCGUCAGAACGAAGAAAAAAGCAAAAUGCUGCCCGUAAUGUUGCUGGAAUAGUUUUUCGCCAGCAAACAAACGCGAAUAUUUCGGUGAAAAUCAUCGCGUUUCGCCGUAAAACAGUGUUCUUUCGAUAGUGAUCAACACGUUAACUGCCGAGAGCAUCGUAGUAAAUAAAAUAUCGAUCGUUUCUGCGUGGAAUUCUUGGAUUAGGAAAGCAAUCGAACAACCCAACAGCCAGCCAAAAUGGCGAUGUCCAAGACGACCAACACGUACAAUCGUCAGAAUUGGGAAGAUUCCGAAUUUCCCGUCCUCUGCCAGACGUGUCUGGGCGAUAACCCGUACGUUCGAAUGAUCAAGGAACGCUACGGCAAGGAAUGUAAAAUCUGCACCCGUCCGUUCACAAUCUUCCGGUGGUGUCCGGGAGCGCGGAUGCGCUUCAAGAAAACUGAAAUCUGCCAGACUUGCAGCAAACUGAAAAACGUCUGCCAAACCUGUCUGUUGGAUCUGGAGUACGGUCUUCCGACGCAGGUGCGGGAUGCGGCGCUCAAGAUCCAGGACAAGAUUCCCGAGAGCGAUGUGAACAAGGAGUACUAUAUUCAGACGAUUGAGGCCCAGCUGAAGGCCGGAGGAGACAAUACGGUUGCGGCCGGGACUGUGGGCAAAUCGCUGGCCGCCAGUGAUAUGUUGGCCAAGUUGGCGCGAACUGCCCCGUACUACAAGCGAAAUCUACCGCAUAUUUGUUCGUUCUGGGUGAAAGGCGAGUGCAAGCGAGGUGAGGAGUGUCCUUACCGGCAUGACAAACCCGUAGAACCGGAUGAUCCAUUGUCGGAACAGAAUAUCAGAGAUCGUUACUACGGACGAAACGAUCCGGUUGCGGAUAAGUUGAUGAAGCGAGCAGCGUCGAUUCCGACGCUGGAACCACCGGAGGACAAGACGAUCACCACACUGUACGUGGGUAAUCUCGGAGAGCACCUGACCGAAGUGGAUAUCCGUGACAACUUCUACCACUACGGAGAAAUCCGAUCCGUAUCGCUGGUGCCCCGUCAGCAGUGUGCUUUCGUGCAGUACACGAAACGUGCCGCUGCGGAACUGGCCGCCGAAAAAACCUUCAACAAGUUGGUUCUCGGUGGCAAGAAGCUCACCAUCAAAUGGGCCCACUCGCAAGCCAAAUCCACAGCCUAUGCUCAGAGUUCGGUGCCUCGAACCAGUCGGAUAUUCGAUCCGGUUCCGGGUCUCCCCGGUCAACUGCCAAUGCCACCAAAUCCCAACGACUACUUCAACCUUCAGGCGUCGGAAAUGGCCGUCCUGCCGGCGGGUAUGAAGAUUCACCAGUUGCCACCGGGACUGAUUCCCGGGGCGCCCAGCAUGUACCAACCUUCAGGGUCGGGAACGACGGGACCGGCGGCGGCAGCGGCAGCCGUGGCCGCAGCUCACUCGCAGCAGCAGGUUAUGGUGCCGUCCACGUUGCCCAAUCCGGGACAGAUGCACUACCCCAGUCAGGAUCCGGCGCGGUUGGGAGCGUUGAAGAAGUAAGUUAGCGUGUGGGUGGGAGUGGGCGUGAGUGUUGUAUAUUGAGUGGGACCGGUAUGAUUAUUAAUAAAGGCAUUCAAGAUAGAGAA
Messenger RNA from Aedes aegypti (yellow fever mosquito), 1628 nucleotides. RefSeq names its product pre-mRNA-splicing factor RBM22. The transcript has 3 exons. Gene Ontology annotation, molecular function: U6 snRNA binding; metal ion binding; pre-mRNA binding. The record is from RefSeq and is a predicted model, not a curated record. Gene Ontology annotation, cellular component: U2-type catalytic step 1 spliceosome; U2-type catalytic step 2 spliceosome; Prp19 complex. NCBI's taxonomy places the organism in Eukaryota, Metazoa, Arthropoda, Insecta, Diptera, Culicidae. Bases 253 to 1542 code for a protein of 429 amino acids.